AUGCCUUGUCAAUCAUACCACGAGUCAAAGGGCAUAUCAUUCGAUCAGCUAUGGGAAUUCCCACCCGUCACGGUAUUUAUCGGAAUAUUUAUUACCGGAGAAAAUUCCGAGAUACGUCAAAUCCUCCGCAGUCUAUAUCGAUCGCAACAAAAAACACUCAUAGGCGAUCGAGUAGAAUAUCGAUUUAUUAUGGGGAAACCAGCCUCACCCGACCUCCAAAUUCGUUUGGACAUCGAACAAGAAGCUUAUGGCGACUUGGUAAUAUUAAAUAUUACAGAAAACCUGAAUAAGGGGAAAGGGCUUGCAUAUUGGAAAUGGGUCGCAAAGACUUAUGCAGGCAUUCCUGAAAACAAGUCACUCUUAGUCGCGAAAGCAGACUCGGACAUUUUCAUUCAUUUACAGAAUCUCGCGUUGAAUUUGAGACCGCUAACGCCCAAGUACCUGUAUUAUGGACAUGAGCGAAAAAAACCAGGUGGUGGUUGGAGGACCGGAAUAUUGUUUAUUCUAUCGAUGGAUUACGUGGAAUGGAUUGGUAAAACUGAUAUCCCCCCAAAAUACAUCAGAGGCCCAGAAGAUGUUCGGGUAUGGGACUGGCUUAAUUGGGGGAACUUGCCAAAG
Messenger RNA from Paraglomus occultum, 618 nucleotides. NCBI's taxonomy places the organism in Eukaryota, Fungi, Glomeromycota, Glomeromycetes, Paraglomerales, Paraglomeraceae. The record is from the annotation of a GenBank genome assembly.